UGUGGGCGCUGUGGGACCAGCAGUGGGGGGCAGUCAGGGGUUGCUGCUAAUUUAUUUUGCCUCCUGCAAGCAGAUCUGUCAGGCCACAGCAUGAACCCAGAAGACUGGAAUUCAGAGAUGGGGGAGGAGGCAUCACCAAUCCUCACAGCCCUGGAGCAGGCUAGCUUCACUGCAAGACCAAAUGGUCCCUCCUCUGACUUCAGUCCAAGUGUAGGCACACUGGGUGCUUUUGGAAGACCUAAUAGAAGUCGGCAUACGCAGGAUCAUUUUGGAGGGUAUUCUGGGGGUAGAGGUAGUGAUGAAUCUAUGAACAGAUGGUGUCAUCCAGUGAAUACAUUUGGUAGCAGAAGGGAUUUUGCCAACAGAGGUUUUCAAGAAAGGAACGCUGUAGAAAAUCCCAUUACACAAAGUAGAGGUUUUGGAAGAUGUCCUGGUGGCCUUGGACGACGUGAGGGUAUUAAAGAUGAGCAAAGAGAAAGACCUCAGUCUGGCACUUUCUUUAGCUCUGCAGGAAGAGGAGCAUUUGGAGGUGCAGCAGCUUCCAAAGAACACAGUGAAGAAAUAGGAUCUGGAAGAGGUCCAAAGGUGACUUACGUGCCCCCUCCUCCACCUGAUGAUGAACCAGCCAUCUUUGCACGUUACCAGACAGGAAUUAAUUUUGACAAGUAUGAUGAAAAUGUGGUUGAAGUGUCAGGACUUGACCCUCCAGCACCAUUACUGACUUUUGAAGAAGCUAACCUCUGUCCCACGUUAAAUGUGAACAUUGCUAAAGCUGGGUACUCUAAGCUUACUCCAGUGCAGAAGUACAGCAUUCCUAUUAUACUAGCAGGACGGGAUUUAAUGGCAUGUGCCCAGACAGGAUCAGGAAAAACUGCAGCUUUUCUUUUACCAAUUGUGGCCCACAUGAUGAGAAAUGGCAUAACUGCCACCAGCUUUAAAGAGCAGCAAGAGCCGGAAUGUGUUAUUGUCGCUCCAACUAGAGAGCUGAUAAAUCAGAUCUUUCUAGAAGCAAGGAAAUUUGUGUAUGGAACUUGUAUAAGGCCUGUUGUGGUCUAUGGAGGUACACAAACAAGCCAUUCAAUCCGUCAGAUAAUGCAAGGCUGUAAUAUACUGUGUGCCACUCCAGGAAGGCUUCUAGACAUAAUUGCAAGACAGAAGAUUGCUUUGCAUAACGUGAAAUACUUGGUGCUAGAUGAAGCAGACCGCAUGCUUGAUAUGGGUUUUGGGGUAGAUAUAAAGAAGCUGGUUUCUCUCCCAAGCAUGCCACCAAAAGAGAAACGUCAAACACUAAUGUUUAGUGCCACUUUUCCUGAAGAAGUUCAGAGGCUGGCUGCUGAAUUUUUGAAGCGUGAUUAUUUAUUUGUUGUUGUUGGGCAUGUGGGUGGAGCUUGCAGUGAUGUUCAGCAAAAUGUUCUUCAGGUUCCUCAGUAUUCCAAGAGGGAUAAACUGAUAGAAAUUCUGCAAAGCAUAGGUCAUGAGCGAACCAUGGUGUUCGUGGACAAAAAAAAAAAAGCAGACUACAUUGCCGCCUUUCUUUGUCAAGAAAAAAUAGCUGCUACUAGCAUCCAUGGAGAUAGAGAACAGAGAGAGAGAGAAGCAGCUCUUCAGGAUUUUCGUUCUGGAAAGUGUCCAGUUCUUGUGGCAACUUCAGUGGCAGCAAGAGGUCUGGAUAUUGAAAAUGUUCAACAUGUUAUUAAUUUUGAUCUUCCUUCCACCAUUGAAGAGUACGUACACCGAAUUGGACGAACUGGUCGUUGUGGAAAUACAGGCAAAGCAGUUUGCUUCUUCGAUAACACUUCAGAUGGCCAUCUUGCACAAUCUCUCGUUAAAGUGCUUUCAGAUGCCCAGCAGGAAGUUCCUGUUUGGUUGGAAGAAAUUGCCUUUAGUUUUCAAGGAGAAAGAUUCUUUACACCACCUAAUAUCCAGAAGAAUUACAGAGGCAGAGGCAACAUGGGCCCAGAAAGAAUGAAGAUGGUGUAUUCUGGAAGUGCACAGGAGUCAUGGGAUUAGAACUACUUCAGUAUCAAACUAGAUUGUAUUCUGUUGUGCUUUAGGUGAACUGUUGCUGUUCAUGUUCCUUACUGUUGAUCUUUUGAAGUAUGUUCUUCUUCAAUGUUUAAAAGAGUAGUUCGUAUUAUAUGCUAAAGCUUUCAGCAAUGUAUAUAUGCUCUGUUAUGAUGAACCCAGUGAUGAUUAUCACUUAAUGUAAGAAGUCAAAAGUAAUUUCUUAGGAAACAGUU
This is a messenger RNA of Neopsephotus bourkii (Bourke's parrot), 2240 nucleotides long. RefSeq names its product DEAD-box helicase 4 (gene DDX4). NCBI's taxonomy places the organism in Eukaryota, Metazoa, Chordata, Aves, Psittaciformes, Psittacidae. Gene Ontology annotation, biological process: cell differentiation; gamete generation. Gene Ontology annotation, cellular component: nucleus; P granule. The record is from RefSeq and is a predicted model, not a curated record. The annotation marks the transcript as partial. The transcript is spliced from 17 exons. Gene Ontology annotation, molecular function: ATP binding; RNA helicase activity; RNA binding.